AGUUUACGCAAUUUAAUAAGUAUAAUAACAUAUUUACAAAACUGGAGAUAUUACAACGUACAAUACGCUUUUCAUAAUUACUACGAAUUAAAAUACAAAGUUAUUCUAACGAACUAAAAACCGAAAUUUACAUAGCUCGUUUAGCGAUCGGUUUUCUGAUAAUAGAUUGUUGUAUACGCCUACUUAUUAUUAUAUCAGCAUUAUUAUUAUCCUUUAUUUAUCAGGUCUUAGGUAAAAACACUUACAAAACAAUAAAAAAUACAUUUAAACUCAUUAUAAUAAAACCUAAUCUAGGGUGCCGCCGCAAGGCCCAAUCAGCAUUAUUAUUGUUAUCAAUUAAAAUUGUAUUACUCUUGUUAAAGUAGAGGUUUUGAAAAAGGUUGAUUACGCAUUAACAUAAAGCCAAACCUGCAGUUUUUAGGGUCUUAGGAGGCAGUAAUGUUUUUUUACCCUAGUUUAGUACCCUAAUUAGAUUUUACUCUUUUACAAUAUUAAGAAACAGUAAAUUUAUGAUUUAUUGAAAUAAUAGUACAUAAUGAAGGCUUGUUGCGUUAAACACUGCAGGAGUGAAUCAUUUCGUGGAUGCGGCAUAUCAUUUUACCGUAUCCCUAGAAAAGAACCAAUCAGACAAAAGUGGCUAGACGCAAUUGGUUAUGUCCCGAAAAGGAAAAAUCCGGUGGUGUGCAGUUCGCACUUCAGACCUGAAGAACUUGCAUUCUCUGGUAUGCGGCCACUGGUCAUUCCUGAUGCUGUACCUUCUAUUUUCCCUACAGAACCAACAGCACCUCUGAUCGCACAAUAUUCGCCAGGCCCGAGCCAGAGCGCCACAGACACCUUGGAUUCCGACGCAUCAACAGAAGAGCCUCAAGAGCUUCUGAAACAAGCUUCAGAUUCCGACGCAUCAACAGAAGAGCCGCAAGAGCAUCUAAGACAAGUUUCAGAUUCCGACGCAUCAACAGAAGAGCCGCAAGAGACUCUUAGACAAGUUUUCUCGGUUUCCAACGCGUCAACUAAGCCGCAAGACCCCCUAAGACAAGACACAAAGCAAUGUCGCUUCUGCGGCAAAUACAGCAAAGAUUGCAUUCCUAUAUCUCCCACUCAUCUAGCUUCCUUCACAACAAAACUAGCUUUCAACGACAAUGUGGUUCAGUUCAGUGAAGCCUUACCUAAAACUGUAUGUAAAGAUUGUGAAGCGAAACUACAAAUAGUUUAUGAUUUUGUUAAAUAUGCGAAAGCUGCGCAAGAAUUACUAAUUAAUGUUGAAGAAGAUGGGGAAGAGAUGGUAGAAGUUAAAAAUGAAUAUGAGGAUGAUGAUGAAACAUAUGAUAGACUUGAAGAAGACAACAACAGUGAUGAAGAGAGACAAGAUAAAAAAGUAGAUUUAUUCACAAUGGGACAAACUGUAUAUAUUAAAGAAAAUCAAAAAAGGAAAAUUGUCACAAUAAGUGGUGUAAAACCGAAGAAAGCUAAAGUUAUUAAAAGUGAAAGUGGUAAUGAAGAAACUAAAAAAGUUAAUAAUAGAAAAGAAAAAGUUAUUGAUAGAGAUGACACAAAUGUUGAAACUGAUAAUAUAGGAUUGUUUAAUAGUGACACAAGAACAAAUAAACCUGGUGUUGCCGGAUUUACAAAACGUGUUUUUGUGCAUAAAGUGAGAAUUGAUGGAAACAGUUGAUGUAUUUUUUAAACAUGACACAAAUUUACUAAACUUUACUCUUAGCUUGAUAAGCAAAAACAAAGUGAUCUUAAUUAAUUUUGCUUAUGUAAUAUUGUAUAAUUAUUAAUUCCGUAUAGUACUUGUUCUAAGGUCCCGUUUUCUAAGGGGACC
Cydia fagiglandana is the source of this 1825-nucleotide messenger RNA. RefSeq lists its product as uncharacterized. The record is from RefSeq and is a predicted model, not a curated record. Gene Ontology annotation, cellular component: nucleus. The coding region runs from base 536 to 1672 and encodes 378 amino acids. The transcript has 4 exons. Gene Ontology annotation, molecular function: sequence-specific DNA binding; zinc ion binding. NCBI's taxonomy places the organism in Eukaryota, Metazoa, Arthropoda, Insecta, Lepidoptera, Tortricidae.